Cebus imitator (Panamanian white-faced capuchin) is the source of this 2525-nucleotide messenger RNA. It is a transcript of the gene FOXF1, whose product is annotated as forkhead box F1. The record is from RefSeq and is a predicted model, not a curated record. The coding region runs from base 61 to 1197 and encodes 378 amino acids. Lineage: Eukaryota; Metazoa; Chordata; Mammalia; Primates; Cebidae. The transcript has 2 exons. Gene Ontology annotation, biological process: animal organ morphogenesis; regulation of transcription by RNA polymerase II. Gene Ontology annotation, cellular component: nucleus. Gene Ontology annotation, molecular function: DNA-binding transcription factor activity, RNA polymerase II-specific; RNA polymerase II cis-regulatory region sequence-specific DNA binding.
CCCGGCCCGUCCGCGGCGCAGAGCAGCGGCGGCAGCGGCGGCGGCGGCAGCAGCCACCCGAUGUCUUCCGCGCCCGAGAAGCAGCAGCCACCGCACGGCGGCGGCGGUGGCGGCGGGGGAGGCGGCGCGGCCAUGGACCCCGCGUCGUCUGGCCCGUCCAAGGCCAAGAAGACUAAUGCCGGCAUCCGGCGCCCUGAGAAGCCGCCCUACUCCUACAUCGCGCUCAUCGUCAUGGCCAUCCAGAGCUCGCCGACCAAGCGCCUGACGCUCAGCGAGAUCUACCAGUUCCUGCAGAGCCGCUUCCCCUUCUUCCGCGGCUCCUACCAGGGCUGGAAGAACUCCGUGCGCCACAACCUCUCGCUCAACGAGUGCUUCAUCAAGCUGCCCAAGGGCCUCGGGCGGCCCGGCAAGGGCCACUACUGGACCAUCGACCCGGCCAGCGAGUUCAUGUUCGAGGAGGGCUCCUUUCGCCGGCGGCCUCGCGGCUUCCGAAGGAAAUGCCAGGCGCUCAAGCCCAUGUACAGCAUGAUGAACGGGCUCGGCUUCAACCACCUCCCGGAUACCUACGGCUUCCAGGGCUCGGCCGGCGGCCUCUCGUGCCCUCCGAACAGCCUGGCACUGGAGGGCGGCCUGGGCAUGAUGAACGGCCACUUGCCCGGCAAUGUGGACGGCAUGGCCCUGCCCAGCCACUCGGUGCCCCACCUGCCCUCCAACGGCGGCCACUCGUACAUGGGCAGCUGCGGCGGCACGGCGGCCGGCGAGUACCCACACCACGACAGUUCGGUGCCUGCCUCCCCGCUGCUGCCCACAGGCGCCGGCGGGGUCAUGGAGCCGCACGCCGUAUACUCCGGCUCUGCAGCGGCCUGGCCGCCCUCCGCCUCUGCGGCGCUCAACAGCGGCGCCUCCUACAUCAAGCAGCAGCCCCUGUCCCCCUGUAACCCCGCGGCCAACCCCUUGUCCGGCAGCCUCUCCACGCACUCCCUGGAGCAGCCAUAUCUGCACCAGAACAGCCACAACGCCCCAGCCGAGCUGCAAGGCAUCCCAAGAUAUCACUCCCAGUCGCCCAGCAUGUGUGACCGAAAGGAGUUUGUCUUCUCUUUCAACGCCAUGGCGUCCUCUUCCAUGCACUCUGCCGGCGGGGGCUCCUACUACCACCAGCAGGUCACCUACCAAGACAUCAAGCCUUGUGUGAUGUGAGGCUGCUGCUGCAAGCCCUCCUGGUGCAGGCAGGCGGGUCACAGGGACCCUGGACCGGCACAAGAAACUGCUUUAUUCUCGAGGUAUAACCAUCAGCAGAAGAAAAGGGUUCGACCCCUCCCCAGCCGGAAUUUUUGGCAAGGAAUCCCCAACGCAAAGACACAGCGCUGUGGUUGGCAUCUCCUUCCCCACUCCCUCAAAAAUGUUAAGAAAUGGUAGUGGUGGGUCUGAUCGGACUGCAGCCAUCGAUAAUAAACGUUUUUGAUCCUGCUGAACCCGGCUGAGACGGUGCUGUGCCGGGGAAAGCCUUCCUCAUCCACACAGAAAUUCUGCUGAGGUCCCCCUCCUUCCUGGCCAAGGGCAGAAGUCGGGGGAGAUUUUUAGAAGAAAGGCAAACAUGUGAGACCAAUCAUUAUCAAAUACUUUUAUUUUUUGGUUGAGUAUUUAUCUUUUUUUAAUUUUUUUUUUUUUUUUGGAAAGAAUGUCUUGGACUGUGCAAGUCUCCCUUUAGAGCCGUCUUUUUCGGGGAGCAAGAGGGGACGGAUCUCCCUCCGGAUCUCCCUCCCCACCUCCAUAGUCUCCUCCGUGGACCACAGGUGGAUCUUUGUGCGAACAAGUUGCAUUUUGGAAGCCACUGUCCGUCUUUGUCUUUAAACAGAAAAUUGAAGGAGCCGCGAAGCGAGCGGCCGCCGGGCCUCUGCCUCUGACCCCGUCCAUUUCCCUCUUCUUCCUUCGCUUCAGCCUCUUCUGUUAUGUUUUGUCUUGAAUUUUAUUUCCACUUUUUCAGUGGGUAUUUUUCUCUCUCUCAACCUCUACGGUAAACUUUCUGGUCCAAGAACGAGCCGAACACAGCGCGAUGCAGGGACUGGGACGGCCGGUGACCGCGCGGAUUCAGGAUUGCGGGCACGCAGAAAGGUUAAGGCACUUUUUAAAAUUAUAGCAAGGCUCCUGUUUAUUUAUUCUACUUUCUUUCCCUAAUAAUCGAAACACCGCAUAGGCUCCUCCGUUUAUCAGUAUUAAUGGUGUAACUUUGUUGGCAAUAUUUGCCGUGUAGAAUUUUUUUUAGAUAUCCAUUGUAAAUUUGAAACAAAGACAGAUCUGUGUAAAAACAAAUUUCCAUAUGUUUUAUAUAAAUAUAUAUAUAAUAUGAAGGACUACCCUUUUUUUUUUUUUAGCAUUUCCGCUGCUAGAGUGCAGCAUUUGUGACACGUAUUUGAAAUUUUUAAUUUCCUUCUGCACUGUAUAAAAGGACCAUUUGAGGAUGUUUUGCCUUUUGUGUAUUUUUUCCUAAAAAAAAAAAACAAAAAUAAAAAUGUAUAACAUUUGUA